AUGCGCAUCUUCUUUGGGCCAUAUCCAUUGAGCCACAUCUUCUGGGAACUAGGAAAAGGGUGGCACUUCCUCAAAUGCCUCGAGCCCUUACCCAGACUUCCCGCAGAGUACGACAACGGAGGCUACCCAGGCAGCGGCGGGACACCAUCGGGGCCGGAUGAGACUGCAGGCUUGCUCCAGCUCAUCUUGGGCCUCAUGAACAGCUUCCUUGGUGCUUUGGGACUGUUCUUCUUCGGCGUGAAUCUCUAUAACCUGUUGAUGAACAUCCAGAACUGUCCCACAGGGGUGGUGUUGGCUCCCUGCAUUCAGCAGGGUCACUGUGCUGGCGUUGCAAGGGCUCCUUGGUUUGCACACUACAUCGUCUCUCAGAAGCUUAUGGUUGCAGAGGACUUGGCACGCGAGGCGGUGAAGGCGGAUGUGCCAAUCAAGGAAGUCGCCAAGUGGCUGGGCGUUGAGACGGUGGGGGCUGCCAAGAAGAUCAUCAUGAAUGUGGCGGAAACAUCCUGCAAAGCCAUGCACGACGAGCUCAUCGAGGCACCUAACGCUACUGUUAAUGGCAUGGUUUCAAAUUGGCUCGGCAAACAUCACGCCAGCUACUAUCUGGAGCAGGUCAAGGAAAAAAACUUGGACAUCACUUGGCAGGCGCAGUCGGCCAAGAUGUACAGCUGCCACGGAUGCGUUCGCUGCAUGACCCUCUUUUACUUCACAGAUAUCCAGAAUGUGGUCGAGCUAAUAGAGAUCUUCUUGCUGAUCGAGCCUUGGAUUCAGCCCAAAGUCCCAGACAUCUCCAAAACUUCGUGGAAACUGGACGCCUCCCCAGAUCGCGAGCUACUUCAGUGCACUCCUCGCCUCGAUGAUGGGGAAUGCCCUGGAGCAACUGAGCUGCAGACCGUGAAGGAAGGUGAUCACGGAUCUCGUGUUGCGGGGCUUUCGCCAGCAAUGACUGCUUCUGUGUUUUCUGUUGUCCAGCGAACUUUCCCACCCACUUCCGUCAUCGAGUCGCAGUCUCAGAAACUGAACUGUCCCAUGAUCGAUGUCCACUUCGAGGCUGACCCAACACAGCGGAAGUCAGUUGACCUGCACCAGACGGAAGUCUCCUGCCUUGGAAUGAUUGGUCGGACGUUCUUCUUCCGCUACCACUACUGCGGUGUGCCGAAACACAUGGAGUAUCAAGAGCAGGCGUGUUCUUCCGUAGAGAUUCGUGCGGUGGAGCGGAAUCAAGUCUAA
This is a messenger RNA of Symbiodinium natans, 1227 nucleotides long. NCBI's taxonomy places the organism in Eukaryota, Dinophyceae, Suessiales, Symbiodiniaceae. The record is from the annotation of a GenBank genome assembly.